Hydra vulgaris (swiftwater hydra) is the source of this 1040-nucleotide messenger RNA. RefSeq lists its product as uncharacterized. Lineage: Eukaryota; Metazoa; Cnidaria; Hydrozoa; Anthoathecata; Hydridae. The record is from RefSeq and is a predicted model, not a curated record.
AUGAAAGUGUCCUCAAAGAACAAUCUAUUGCCAGAUGACUUUGAUUUGAUGUUUUCUGACAUGGUUUUAGAAGAUGAAAUGAUAGUUGCACUUCUUAAUCCAUGUGAAAUUGUUGUCAAGGUUAAUGAAACAGACCCAUCAUUCCAAAGAAUAAUAAUAUACGAACCGUCAUUUCUUCAAAUGUUGAACUCUGUUCCAAUUUAUAGUCGUGAAAGUUCAGAGGAUUCUCCUGGUACAAGUAAGAGCUCACCACAGUUGUUUAUUUUGCAGCCACAAAGUAAGAAUAUCCAAGCUACUGUGCAGUUUCCAUUUUCUCUAGAGAUUGGAGUUAAGUUACCUAUUUUUUCGAUGGAUUGUACCAAUUAUUUAAAUGGUUUGGUGCCUUGUCGUAAGCAUAUCUUAAAAGAUAUUGGUAGUGAAUUGGCACAUCAUCUCCAAGGGUGUCUCCCUGAUGAAACCCCUUCCAUUAGAAAGAAGUUUUAUUGCCAUGUUACUGUACUUUUGAAACAGUCGUAUCCAAACUGUACUUUUGGAGAAAUCAUGGACGAGUUCGAAAGAAUGAACAUUAUAACAAAAGAAAGUGAAUUUGAUAAGCUAAUGCAAGUCGUUGAGAAAUUGUAUCCUGGUAUGCCUAUUGCAUCUGCCCUAAUUAAAUUUCACAGCAACACUACCAGAAGAGGGGUGCUAUGCCCAGUUGUUAUUGCUGGUGAUGAAGAUAUUAGUUUUUCUCCUGGGCCUCAACUCAUCUUAGGCGAAAAUGUAAGACUUGUCGACAAAGGAAAUAUUAUUGCAAUCGGACAACGCCAUAACGAUGCACUACACGUCCUUCAACUUCUGGCAUAUUAUUAUAUAAUGGACCUAUCGUACUCAAGGUCGUUUGGAGGAGUUUUAGGGCUACUGUAGAAUUAUGUCUUGCAACUUCCAUUUAGUUGUACGAAUAAGCUUUUGCUCAAAAAAUGUAAAAUCUUGUGAAAAAUGUUGCCGUGUAAGAUUGACAUUUUAUAUUGACUUCUGAACUAUGAACAACUUAUUUACUUAAA